CCCACUGCCCACACUUGUUCGGGAAUUGCACACCUUCCAGGUUGCGCCCGCUUCCAUUUGCUACAUAAGGGAACCCAUUUAGUCACGACGAGUUGCUGUCAUCUCGGCUCCCGCAACCAUGGCUCCACGGGCUGAAGGCAGCCACCUGAAGCGAAGGGCCGUCUCGGGUUCGCCGGUCGAUGGGCAAGAAUCUUUCAAGAAGCCGCGCCGCUCCGAGCGCUUGUCACAGCGCGUCGACCAUGCUACCGAUCAUGACGGGCUUAAAACCCCGGUGCAGAACCACCACCACCUCCCCUCGCCAGUGACGAACCUUACGAACGAGAGCACCGCCGAGUUUGAUAAGGAGACUACGGCCACGCCUCCCCAAGAUCACAUCGGCGACGAAACCUUCUCGCAGGGAAUCGCUUUCAGCUCUCCGCCACAGGACACGCAAGCAUUCAGCCAACAAGACUUUGACCCCAAUGCCCCACUGGUCGAGGGGGUUGAUGAGAUCAAGGAAGGUGUCUGGGGCUAUCUCCUACCGCUUGACACUCGCUUCGUGCGAGCGCCCGUGGUGUUCAAGAAGAAAGGGGUGUGCCCGCCCCCGGCAGCAGCGGUUGAGCCUGCUGCCGCCGCGGUCACGAGGAAUGGCAGCAGAAGGGGCAAGAAAGAGCCGGCAAAGGAAGAAGAGCCAAAGGGCGGCUCGCCGGCCUCCGGCGGGUAUGUCCUUGGGCGGCACCCGGAAUGCGACAUCAGGGUGAACGACAAGCAGGUGUCGAACCGGCACCUCUUGAUCUUCGCCGAGAACAAGCGCAACGACACGGUGGCCGUGUUGGAGGAUAUUUCGAGCAACGGCACCAAGGUCAAUGGCGCCACUAUGCAACGCAACGAUCGACGGGAACUACGGGAGGGUGACGAGAUUUGGGUCACCAGCGCCUCUGCGGGCUUCAUAUUUCGGUAUCCGAGAUGUCGACACGGGAAGCCCUUUGCGCAGCAGUACGCGAUGAAGCAAGAGCUAGGAAGCGGCCACUUUGCCCAGGUGUUUUUGUGCAAUGAAAAGUCGACGGGCGACUGCUAUGCGGUCAAGAGAUUCACCAAAAAGCCAGAAGUGGACGAGAAGGCCAAGUACGAUGGUCUGCACCAGGAAGUCGCCAUGCUUAUGGGCAUCAGUCACCCCAACAUCCUGUGCCUCAAGGAGACCUUCAACGAGCCCGAGGCCGUCUAUGUGGUUCUGGAGUUGGCACCCGAAGGCGAACUGUUCCAGUACAUUACGGUGCACCAGAAGUUGACCGAGGCUGAAACCCGCAAGGUGUUCCUCCAGCUGUUCGAGGGCAUCAAGUAUCUGCAUGACCGCAACAUGGUCCACCGAGAUAUCAAGCCCGAAAACAUCCUCCUUAUGGACACGGAUUUGACCGUCAAGAUUGGCGAUUUCGGCCUUGCCAAGAUUGUCGGCGAGGCCUCUUUCACGACAACGCUCUGCGGCACGCCCAGCUAUGUUGCGCCCGAGAUCCUUGCUAACAGCAAGGCCCGGAGGUACACCAAGGCGGUCGACAUCUGGUCUCUGGGCGUGGUGCUCUACAUCUGUCUCUGCGGCUUUCCCCCGUUUUCCGACGAGCUGAGGAGGGCCGACUUCCCCUUUGACCUAUCGGACCAGAUCCGGAAAGGCCUCUUUGACUAUCCCUCCCCGUACUGGGACCCUGUCGGCGACCCGGCCCUUGACCUCAUCGACAGCAUGCUUGUCGUGGACCCCAACAAGCGCUUCACCGUCGACCAGUGCCUCGCACAUCCUUGGCUCACACAGAAGCCGCCCGGCGUGAACGACAGUACUAAUGGUCUCGUCUCAGGCCUUGCUGGGCUGGAAAUGAGCCGCCGAGCCCCUGCCAGGGAGCGCACGCUCAUCAGCUCCAUCAACACCUACCGGGUGACAGACCGCGUCCCCGCAGGCGCGGGCAAGCCCGACGUAAAGGUGUACGCCAAGAACGCCAAGGGUGCGAUGGGAGCGCCGCCGACGCCUAAGAAGGAGAUGCGGCCGGAUGAUAAUCGCGACCCUGGCGAGUUUAUGGAGAUGGGUGGGAAGGGCGACCAGGAGUUGUUUGGCAACGACGGGGGCAGCCGGUAUCCGACCAAGGACAUUGCCGGUACCGGGCCGGCCGGGACGGAGGGGAAGGUGAAGGGAAAGGGGAAGGCUAAGGGGGGCCGUUAAGCGGCUGAUAUGGUGGUGGUGUUACAGGAUUGUGGUGUUGGGCGAUGUGGGAUAUUUUGGCCAUGGCGUGGCCGAAACGGCGCGUCAUCUGGGCUCAUAAUUGUUUGUUUUUUGUGUGGGUUUAUUUCGGGUUAGUUUUUUCCUUUCAGCAUGUCUGUCUCGUCCCUGGUUAGCAUGGGAGGUUGUCAGAUUUCUUUACACUUCGGGUUUCUGUGUUAAGUCAACGGGAUGUUAUAUAUUAUCAUCUCUCUGGUUAUAGGCCUGGGGAAAAAACUUGAGCCAAUGCAUUACUAUUUUUAA
Chaetomium fimeti is the source of this 2482-nucleotide messenger RNA. Its product is annotated as kinase-like domain-containing protein. Bases 119 to 2182 code for a protein of 687 amino acids. The transcript is spliced from 5 exons. NCBI's taxonomy places the organism in Eukaryota, Fungi, Ascomycota, Sordariomycetes, Sordariales, Chaetomiaceae. Gene Ontology annotation, molecular function: ATP binding; protein binding; protein serine/threonine kinase activity. Gene Ontology annotation, cellular component: nucleus; cytoplasm. Gene Ontology annotation, biological process: protein phosphorylation; meiotic recombination checkpoint signaling. The record is from RefSeq and is a predicted model, not a curated record.